AGAGGCAGCCUGACGGAGAUCCCGGUGGUGAAGACGACCCGCGUGGAGUCGGGUCAGUUCCUCUUCCUCUCCGUCCUCUGUAUGAUCUUCAUCCUGGUGGCGCUGCUCGUCUCCACCACCUUCUUCUGCCUCCGUCAGCGGUCACACCUGCGUCUGAAAGAGAAACUGAGCAGCCUGGGGACGGACACCAGCACCGACGCCACGGCAACCUAUCAGGAGUUGUGUCGGCAGCGAAUGGCGAUCCGAACCUCUGAGCGAGUCGAGCGUCCGGAGACUCUCAGAAACUCUCGUCUGAACAGCGUCUCGUCUCAGUUCAGCGACGGGCCGGCGGCGAGUCCUUCGACCCGGAGCAGCACCUCGUCCUGGUGCGAGGAGCCAGUGCCGUCCAACAUGGACAUCUCUACCGGACACAUGAUACUGUCGUACAUGGAGGACCACCUGAAGAACAAGAACCGUCUGGAGCGGGAAUGGGAGGCUUUGUGUUCGUAUCAGGCCGAACCCGGAGCCUGGAGCGUCGGACACGGAGAGCAGAACUCCAGGAAGAACCGCUCCGACGCCGUGGUCGUAUAUGACCACUCCAGGAUCACGCUGAAGGUGGAGAAUAACCUCGGGAACUCAGAUUACAUCAACGCCAGUCCCAUAAUGGACCAUGACCCUCGAAACCCGACGUACAUCUCCUCCCAAGGCCCUCUUCUCUCCACCGUGGCCGACUUCUGGCAGAUGGUGUGGGAGAGUGGUUGUGUUGUCGUCGUCAUGUUGACCCCACUCUCUGAAAAUGGGGUGAAGCAGUGUCAUCCCUACUGGCCUGACGAGGGAUCGGAUGUCUACCACGUCUACGAGGUGAACUUGGUGUCGGAGCACAUCUGGUGCGAGGACUUCCUGGUGCGCAGCUUCUACCUGAAAAACCUGCAGACCAACGAGACUCGCACCGUCACGCAGUUCCACUUCCUGUCCUGGAUGGACCGCGGGAUCCCAAACUCUGCCCGGACCCUUCUAGACUUCCGCAGGAAGGUUAACAAGUGCUACCGGGGUCGAUCCUGCCCGAUUAUUGUUCACUGCAGCGAUGGAGCCGGCAGAAGUGGAACCUACAUCCUGAUCGACAUGGUGCUCAACAGAAUGGCUAAAGGUGCUAAAGAGAUUGAUAUCGCCGCUACCCUGGAGCACUUGAGAGACCAGAGAGCUGGGAUGGUGCAGACAAAGGAGCAGUUUGAGUUUGGGCUGACAGCCGUGGCCGAGGAGGUGAACGCCAUCUUGAAAGCGCUUCCUUAAAGGAGGCAUCUCACCUUCCUCCUCCUCCUCCUCUUCAUCGCUGAAUAUCGCUCUCCUUCCGCCCACUCCAGCCCGAGAUCUUCCUCUCUCUGUCUCUCCCUCCUCUUCACCUCGAUAUACAAACUGUAUUCUUAUGAAUGUCGUGCCAGAGAUCUCGCCUGGAUCCAUGUUGGCAGAAACCUGUUUGUGUUUUCAGUGAUUCCAUCUUCUUAAAGCGAACUCCUACUGCGGGACUUUUUGCCAAAAUGAGUCCUGGUUUCUCCUUACUGUGAUGUUGUUCCUGAACAUACCGUUAUAGUGCCACUGACGAGCUGCUGUCGUGACGUCGAGUAGAGAUUUAAAAUAACGUUGGAAAGCUGAUCGGCACGUUUCAAACCUGCCUAGCUAUCUGUUGUAUUCAUUAUUACAGAUGGCAGUUGAUUUUCUAGGAUAAUUUGAUGAAAAAAGACUUUUUUUUAGAGUCUAAAAUAUCAGUUUGUUUAAUUAACCGUCACAAAUGACAAAGAUAGAAGUUAAUUUUUACAUUUUAGAAGCUGAAACCAUCGAUUUUUAGGAUGUUUGCUUCACAUUUGGGACCCUGUGAUGCUGUUGGAGUCAAAUUAACCAAAGACAUGAUUACAGAAAUCUAAAUGACAACACUAUCGCUCACAAAUACCGCCUUUCUCUCACAAUUCCCACCAAUAUGGAUAACAUUUGUGAUUAUUUGCAAAUACUAAAUCACUUAAUGUUCAAGAUAGAUUUAUGGAAAAAGAAAAUCCACUUUAAUAAACACUUGCAUUUUUAAUGGACAGCAAACAAAUCUAUGGAGUUUCAGGUAAAAAAAUGUAAUCCUUCUCUAAUUUCUCUUGUAGUUAAAAUAAAAAAAUCUGAUUAAUUUAACCGCCAUACUGUACGGAGGCCCACAGGUGCAAAUGCAUCCAAUUAGGAGAACGUUCCAAUUAAGAAAAACACGUUGCGGCUUCAAAAACAAUGUCAUUAUUUGUAUUUGUGUCGUUUUUAAAGCGGCAGCGUGUUUGCACCAGUUGGCCAUACGGGUUUAAAGAACUACAAAAAUGGCCGCCGGUACAUUUUCUGUCUCUUCUACUCAUCGCAGCAGCUCUCAUUCAUCAUAGUACUUUUAAAGUUAAUGUAAAAAUCAUAAUAUUGUACAGAAUAUUAACGAAUCGAUGUGUUUUGGAAAUACACUCAUUAUAUACUCACAUGUACAGACGUUGAAGUGUGUGUGUUGUAUUUUGGGGAUAAAAGCCUCACAGAUUAUGAAUUUGUUCUCGACAUAUCAGGUGUUUUUUUAAUCCUGAUUACACACGUUGUCACUGUUAAUAUUAGAUGUAAUGCAUAUAACCCAGAUAUAUAUGAAUAGAAUCAAUAGAUUAUAUUUAAGCCAAAGUGAAAGUUGUCCCUCCAUCUCCGCAUAUCGUGAUAUUGUGACCUCGUAUAGACAACUUUACGAUAUGUAGUGCUGUCUGAAAAGUACGGAGAGCCUCAAUGAUGAUAUAAUAAUAAUAUAUUUUGUGUGAAGAGUAAUAUUCAGAUUGGUAAUAAAUCAGAACAGAUUAUACUG
Messenger RNA from Gymnodraco acuticeps, 2830 nucleotides. It is a transcript of the gene ptprn2, whose product is annotated as protein tyrosine phosphatase receptor type N2. The record is from RefSeq and is a predicted model, not a curated record. Gene Ontology annotation, biological process: protein dephosphorylation. Gene Ontology annotation, cellular component: secretory granule. NCBI's taxonomy places the organism in Eukaryota, Metazoa, Chordata, Actinopteri, Perciformes, Bathydraconidae. Gene Ontology annotation, molecular function: protein tyrosine phosphatase activity.